CGAAAUCCGUGAGCGUAGCGGAGGCGGGGCUUGGCGUGGCCCCUCCUUCACCUCCUCCCGCCAGGGUGGUGGGGAGAGGGUCUCCGCGUCCGGGACUGCUUGUCCCGGACGCCGAGACCAGUGUGGGGGAGGGCCCAGGACGCGCGGGUCAGAAGCAGGGACAGAUUCAGGACACUGGGGUCUGGUCCUGAGUAAAGGAGGCCCCACUGCCCCUGGGUCUCCCAAGCCUGCUUCAGUUUGCCUUCGCAAGUAAACGGGGCUGGACCCUCCACUUUGGCCCCGGAGUACUUGACGUCUGGUUCCCAUCCUGGUCUCAAUGCACUGCUCUUUGUGGUCUCGUUUCACCAGCCGUCUGCCUGUCGCCAUGCUGUCCCUGUGCCUGUGCCGGUUAUGGCCCCGCAGCCCUCCCACCCGGCUCUUCUCAGCGGCCACCGGGCAGCGGUCUGGCCCCAGGAACUACUAUGAACUGUUAGGGGUGCAUCCUAGUGCCAGCACUGAAGAAGUUAAACGAGCUUUCUUCUCCAAGUCCAAAGAGCUGCACCCUGACCGGGACCCCGGGAACCCGGCCCUGCAUAGCCGCUUUGUGGAGCUGAGCGAAGCAUACCGAGUGCUCAGCCGGGAGGAGAGCCGCCUCAGCUAUGAUCGCCAGCUCUGCUCAGCCACUUCUCCAAAGUCUCCAGGAAGAACAGCCCGUCCUGGGUCUGCUCAAGCACACAGCAGCUCCUGGGAAUCCCCCAAUGCCCAAUACUGGGCCCAGUUUCACAGUGUGAGGCCUCAGCGACCGGAGUCGAGGCAGCAGCAGCACAAACACAACCAGCGGGUGCUGGGGUACUGCCUCCUGAUCAUGUUGGCGGGCAUGGGCCUGCACUAUGCUGCUUUCAGGAAGCUGGAGCAGAUCCACCGCAGCUUCAUGGAUGAAAAGGAUCGGAUCAUCACAGCCAUCUACAAUGACACACGGGCCCGGGCCAGGGCCAACAGAGCCAAGCUCCAGGAGCGAGUGCAGAGGCAGCAGCUGCAGCCCCGACCUGGAGGCCCAGAGAUCCCAGAGAUCGUGCCUCCGGGCACAGGCCCCGGCCCCGAAGCGGCCCGCUAGGACGGGGCCUGCUCUGUGUUGUUACCUCCUUGCUAUCCCGGGGGACUCCCACUCCCCAAAACGCGUGCAAUAAAAUGAUUCUCAAAGCUCA
Molecule: messenger RNA, 1184 nt
Organism: Neofelis nebulosa (Clouded leopard)
Lineage: Eukaryota; Metazoa; Chordata; Mammalia; Carnivora; Felidae
Gene: DNAJC4
Product: DnaJ heat shock protein family (Hsp40) member C4
Exons: 6
Coding region: 317-1093 (258 amino acids)
Source: RefSeq, a predicted model, not a curated record